AAUGUCGCUAAAAUCAUCAAAAUACCGAAUAUCGGGAGGUACCGUUAUAUGGGGGCUAUAUGAUAACUUGGACCUACAUGGCCCAUUUACGAACUUAACCUGCCUACUGGGAAAAUAUACAUGUGCAAAAUUUUAGUCUUCUAUCUCAAUUUGUUCGAAAGAUAGCGUGAUUACAACAGACAGACGGACAUGGCUAAAUCGUCUUAGAAUUUUACGCUGAUCAAGAAUAUAUAUACUUUGUUGGGUCUGACAUGAAUAUUUCGAGGAGUUACAAACGGAAUGACAAAAUUAAUAUACCCUCCAUAGUAUGGUGGAGGGUAUAAAAACAAAUCAUGAAAAUACCGAAUAUGGGGAGGUACCGUUAUAUGGAGGCUAUACGAAAAUAUGGACCUACACACACUAUAUUUGGGGGCUAUAUAUAGGAGGGAAGCAAUACAUUUAAUCAAUUUGACUAUUAUAAUGUUGUUAAAAAUGCAUAAUACAAUACUAUAGCCCAGCAAUGAGAACCAAGUCAUCUAGUUUUAUAUAUCUAUGAGAUGGAUAUUUUCCAUUUUUAACAGAGCAAAGAGACGUUAGGAAAGGAUGCGUCUACAAAUAAUUAUGAAUUAUCCAAACUGAUUGAUGUAAGCCUUCAUGCAGGCUCAAGAGUCAGAUUUAGACAUUUAUAUAAAUUUUAUCAUUAAGUGGUUUAGGCGAUACAUUUUUAUGUUUUUAUAUCCCGAUGAAAUGUGCAAAGAUCGUAAGAGAAUACGUGAUGGUAACACUUUAUGCCGCUAGAAUAGCAUUUAUAAUGAAAGAUAUUGUCUAACAAAAAUGCACUCAGCAGGUGGGUUUAAUCGCACAAUAGAAUUAGAACCUCUUGGAAUGAACUUGAAAAAUUUCAAAAAAAAAAAAAACUUCCGGAAACUACCACUUAAAUGAAAACUGUUAUAUGAAGACUAUACAAAUGCGUGGAUCUGCUUACGAAAGUUUUUAGAACCUACAUAUAAUUUCUUUGUCUUAGGCUAUAGUACCUUAAAUAUGAAAUUUGUUACAAUUCCGGUGAAUAAUGUUGCUGAAAUCAUCAAUAUACCGACUAUCGGGAGGUUCCGUUAUGUGAAAGUUAUACGACGACGUGGACUUGCAUACACAAAUAUUUGUCAUAGGCUGUAGUACCCAUUACGAACUUCAAAUACGAAAUUUGAAAUGAUUCCGAAAAUUAAUAUCGCUAAAAUCAGGAAAAUACCGAAUAUCGGGAGGUACCGUUAUAUGGGGGCUAUACGAAAAUGUGGACCGACAUGGCCCAUUUACGCACGUAACCUGGUACUGGUAAACUAUGCAAGCAUGCAAAAUUUUAGCCUUCUAUUUCAAUUCCUUCGAAAGAUAGCGUGAUAACAACUGACAGAGAGACAGAUAUCGCUAGAUCGUCUUAGAAUUUUACGCUCCAGAAUAUAUAUAUACUUCGUAGGGUCUAUUAUAAAUAUUUCGGGCAGUUACAAACGAAAUGACAUACUUAAUAUACCAUAUAUUAAUAUCAGGUGAGUGAGUACGUUAUAUGGGGGGACAUAUCAAAAAGGGUACCCAUUUAGACAUCUUUAUAGUACAAGUCUUAAAAGCCAAAUUUGAAAAAAUUCCGUGAGUAAAUGUGACAAAGAUUAUCAGAAAACCGAAUAUCAGUAUGGCGGCUAUAAGAAAACAUGGGUAUAGAUAUUCAAUCUGCUGUUGCUGUAGCGGAAACCAUUCAGAACUACAAAUACCAAUUUUUAGACGAAUACGUGGAUAAUGUGACCAAAAUCAUCAAAAUACCGAAUAUCGUGAGGUAUCGUUAUAGGGACCAAUACAUAUAAUGUUCUGCCACCGAAACCCAUUAUGACUUACAAAUACCAAUUUUUAGACGAAUUUGUGGAAAAUGUGGUACAAUCUUGAAAAUAUUCAAUAUCGGAAGGUACCGUUAUAUGGGGGCUAUACGAAAAUAUGUGCCUAUACAUACAAUGUUCCUCCACCGGAACUAUAUAGUGGUACCUUCCUAUAUAGCGGUACCUUCCCACGAAUAUGUCUAAAAAUUGGUAUUUGUGGGUCAUAAUUGGUUCUAGUGAUUCCAUUCCCCUAAGGUGGAGGAUAUUAAAAGUUCGGCCCGGCAAACUUAAUGUUUUCUUACUUGUUUAUUUUAUUUAUUUCAACUUGGUUUUUAUACCCUCCACCAUAGUAUGGAGGGUAUAUUAAGUUUGUCAUUCCGUUUUUAACAUUUUAGACCCCACAAAGUAUAUAUAUUCUUGAUCAGCAUAAAAUUAUAUGUCGAUUUAUCAAUGUUCGCUAGUCUUUCCGUCUGUCCGUCUGUGGAAAUCACUAGCUUCCGAACGAAGUGAAGUAUGUUGAUAAAAUUUUACUCAAAUAUGUACUAUGUCUGCAGGACUUUUGGUAUUGAAAAUGGGCCAUGUAGGUCCACGUCUUCGUAUAGCCCCCAUAUAACGGUACCUUCCGAUAUGCGGUAUUUUGACGAUUCUAGCGACAUUUUUUUACCGGAAUUGCUUCAAAAUUAAUAAUUAAAGUUCGUAAUAGAUGCUGAGGCUGAAGACAGAAAAUAGGCCAUGUGGGUCCACGUUAUAUUGGGGCUAUACGAAAUUUUUCAAUAAUUUAUAAGUUUUAUUUCACUAGAUUUUAAGUUUUUGAUUAAAAUAUUUUUACAUUGAGUAGUUUGUAGGUUUUAUGAAGUAAGUUUUACAAUUUUUACACCUUUUUGUUGUAUGUUCUUGUUUUGUAAAGAUUCUUCUUGUAUGUUAAAUUUUCACUGAUUUUUUUUGUUUGUAAUAGUUAUUAAUUUUGCUUUUUUCUUUUCUGGGGGUAAGCUUGUCUUCGCGACGGUAAUUACAUGAAAACUGAUUGAUGUCCAAUUUGCGUCGUCACAGCAAACCAGUUUUUGGCCAGCAAGGGCGUAAUACGUGAAACAUCUCGUGGGGUCUUCUAGGAUGGGGUCUGCAUUUACCUACAGACUCCAAGUGCUGUUUGUGCGGCGGGGCGAAACGUUGAAGGUGGUGAAUCGCUCCCCUUUGUAAACUCGCGACUGCAGACCCAGUCGACGGAACGCGGCAUACGAAAUCUUAGAUAUCGUCGCAUAUUGGCUAAUGAUGGCUCGUAGCGUACUAAAACCCUCCAUGCCCUCGGCCGUUUUGCGUACCAUCGCUGUUGGUACAAAAACCAAAUCCCAUGCGAAGGCUGGGGUGGUGACGGCUUCUAUGUUGAGGGAUACAUCGUCCAAUUAAGACGCCCCGUGCAAUAGGGUAUGGUGGCGGUCGUUGCAUCUCCGGCAACCAGUUAAUGACGGACAGUCGGGGGCCAAAUGACUUCUCGCCAGGCAAUUUCUUCAAUACCCCCGACGGUCCACGGUCUCAUACCGCUGGAAGGGCGUCUGCCGGCGGAACCUCUCACAAGCACCGAGGACAUGGUCAUCUUGGCAGACCCCACAAGAAUAUUGCCAGUAACUGGAUCUCUCAUAGCGUGACCGUAUGGGUCUAUUGGCGCUUCUUGGUGAUCGACGGGAAGGUGAAGCUGGGUUACCCAUGUGCUGGGCAAGUCCAUGUGCGGAGCACCAGGAGGAAUAAAUUUCCAAGUCACUUGCCUUAAGGAAUGCCAGCAAGGAAAGGACUACUUGCACCGCAAAACACUUUUUUGGAUACGAUUGCCACUCGGUUUGAUGGAACCCAUUCAAACUUUGUUUUGGGCAAUGCCCAGGCGAAUGGAAAUCCAAUUGUAUAUUGUUCGGAUGGCUUCGUGGAUCUGACCGGAUAUUCACGUGCUCAAAUUAUGCAGAAAGGAUGCUCGUGCCAUUUCUUGUACGGACCAGAAACAAAAGAAGAUCACAAAAUACAAAUAGAGAAAAGCUUGAUUAACAAAACAGAACUUAAACUUGAAGUGAUAUUUUAUAAAAAAGAUGGCUCUCCCUUCUGGUGUCUUUUUGACAUUGUUCCUAUCAAAAACGAAAAGCGGGAAGUUGUCUUAUUCCUAGCAUCGCAUAAAGAUAUAACUCAUACAAAAAUGAUGGAGAUGAAUGUUAAUGAAGAAUGCGACAGCGUUUUUGCACUUACAGCUGCAUUGUUAGGGGCUCGCUUUAGAGCUGGUUCUAAUGCUGGUAUGCUUGGCCUUGAAGGUCUACCUGGACUUAGCGGACGAAUGUCCCAUAGCAAUAAUGAUGGAGAUUUAGAUAACGCGGAAUGCAAAAAUAUAAAUGCACCUUCUAGUUGUAAUAUGGGGAGACGUCGCAGCCGGGCAGUUCUAUACCAACUCUCUGGACACUAUAAGCCCGAAAAAGGUGUAAAGAACAAGCUGAAGCUAGGAAAUAACCUUCUACAUUCAACUGAGGCGCCAUUUCCAGAGUAUAAAACUCAAUCAAUAAAGAAAUCCCGAUUCAUAUUACCGCAUUAUGGAGUUUUUAAGGGAUUUUGGGACUGGAUUAUUUUGGUAUCAACGUUUUAUGUGGCAGUAUUGGUUCCAUAUAAUGCGGCAUUCGCAAAAUCAGACCGACAAACUAUGAUUUCAGACGUGAUAGUUGAGGCACUAUUUAUAGUAGAUAUUUUGCUGAAUUUUCGCACAACAUAUGUAUCCAGUAAAGGAGAAGUAGUUUUGGAUUCGAAAUUAAUAGCUAUUAAUUAUUUGAAAGGGUGGUUUGUUGUUGACUUGCUAGCGGCUUUACCAUUCGACCACUUGUAUGCAUCCGAUUUGUACAAUGGAGAAGAGUCGCACAUUCACUUGGUGAAACUUACACGUUUAUUACGUUUAGCACGUUUACUGCAAAAGAUGGACAGAUAUUCACAGUACACAGCAAUGAUUCUAACGUUAUUGAUGCUCUUGUUCUCUCUAGUGGCUCAUUGGUUGGCUUGCAUUUGGUAUGUGAUUGCUGAAAAGGAAAACACGUUUAAUGAACCUGGCUGGGACAUAGGUUGGAUGCACGCACUUGCUGAACGAUUGAAAAUAUCAACAACAAAUAUUUCCAACGCAGAAGCUUAUUCGACAGCACUGUAUUUCACAUUUACAAGUCUAACAUCUGUUGGAUUUGGCAACGUUUCAGCCAACACAACUGCCGAAAAAGUUUUUACAAUCAUUAUGAUGCUAAUCGGAGCUUUAAUGCAUGCUGUUGUAUUUGGAAAUGUUACUGCCAUUAUACAGCGCAUGUAUUCCAGACGAUCCCUGUACGAAAGCAAAUGGCGCGACCUUAAAGAUUUCAUUGCUCUACAUCAGAUACCAAAAGAACUAAAGCAGAGAAUCGAGGACUAUUUCCAAACAUCAUGGUCUCUCAACCAUGGAAUAGAUAUUUAUGAGACAUUACGAGAAUUUCCAGAGGAAUUAAGGGGAGACGUAUCAAUGCAUCUACAUCGUGAAAUUUUGCAAUUGCCUAUAUUUGAAGGAGCGUCUCAGGGGUGUCUAAAACUUUUAUCACUUCAUAUAAAGACAAAUUUUUGUGCACCAGGGGAAUAUUUAAUACAUAAAGGCGAUGCCCUAAAUUAUAUUUAUUACCUUUGCAAUGGUUCUAUGGAAGUAAUGAGAGAUGAUAUGGUUGUUGCUAUUCUCGGAAAGGGCGACCUGGUUGGAUCGGAUUUAAACCUCCAUCUUGUUGCUACAUCCAAUGGGCUACUGACUGCAACAACAAACUGCGGUGGCCAAGAUGUUGUUGUAAGAAGCAGCAGUGACAUAAAGGCACUCACAUACUGCGAUUUAAAAUGUGUGCAUAUGGGUGGUUUGGUUGAAGUCUUGCGAUUAUAUCCAGAAUACCAGCAGCAGUUCGCCAACGACAUUCAACAUGAUUUGACUUUUAAUCUGCGUGAAGGCUACGAGUGUCAUGACUCAGAUAUUGGGCCUACUUUUCCAUUGCCUAGCAUUAGUGAAGAUGACGAAAAUCAACCAGAAGUUGAAAAUAAGGAGGAUGAGGUUGAUAUUGAAGUCUGUACAGACACAACUGUUUCGCCCCAUCAUAGCAUCACUACACCAUCACCUCUACAUGCACGUUCUCCAUUGUUGACCGUUAACAGCCCACGACUGUUAAAGUCUUACAGAAAAGGUCGCUCCUUGAUAACGCUCAGAGAACGGGUUGAGCGUCAACGGUCGGUAAAUGUGACAUCAAGUGUUGAUACAACCUCAUUAGAAGAAGACUUUCAUGAUAAUGAUAAUGAUACCCAUAAUAUUGAACACGAUAACCAUAAAAAUCUUUCACUAGAGAGAUUGGAUUAUCAGGUUAAUACCUUACACCAAGAUAUGACACAACUAAGUUUUGAAGUUCGAAAUGCGCUGCAAGCAUUGCAAGAAAUGUCUAUUCCAAAAAAUAUAGCACAUACGAAGUGCAAAUUUCUUCCAACUCGUUCCAUUCCCAAUAUAAGUACUGCUUAUGCCCCGGUUUCAGAGUGUAGGUCUACUAGUAAUACGGAAUCACCACUUCAACGUUGCUCUUCACAUCCUCCACAAAUUUGGUGGCGUGAAAUGGAAGAACAAGUUCGAGGAAAUAAAGACACAUGCACACUUACAUGUACAAACACCACUUACGAUUCUCCGAAUGAGUUACAGCGAACUUCUCGUGCAUGUCAAACUGAUGUAGAAAUUAUCGACUAUAGAAAAUUGGAAGAAUUUGUUGUUUCCAAUCCUCAGAUGGUACUUAGUUUGUUAAGUACAACAAUGGGCUUAAAGACUGACAAUAUAGAAACGCAGGCAACAUUUAAGUCACCUUUAAGAACUAUAAAGGAAAAACUCGAUAAAAUCAGUUACGAUGACAGUUACCACGAUGACGAUCAAACGGCCGACUUUAAUCUAAAUAUGAGUUUCGGCAGCUGUUGUCCCUCAACGGAAGCACUUCUGCAAGUAGAUAGAUCCCUUUCCCCAGCGCCAAUGCAUUUUAGUUAUAUGAUAAACGACUCAGAGAAAUUGGAAUACUCAAAAUGGCUCCACCGCAGUAAUGAUAAUUCUAGCUCUUCCAGCAACAACACUCAGACAUCGUCGCAGUCAAUUGUGCAUGUACCAUCUGCAAAUAAGUUGAAACAUAUUCAUCCGUUCCAAUUUUUAACUACAAAGCAAGACAAUUUUUUGAGCGGGGAGUACCAACGGUUACAUGAAAACGAGUCGGAACCAACAAUUAAAUAUAAACAAAAAUGUUCAUCGUUGUGGUGUAUUGACAAUGGAUCACCACAUCUUUCCAUACGAAAUAGUAUUUUAUCUCGCCAUCAAAAAGCAACUCCGAACAGGGCAAUACAUCGAUUUUCAGCGGGUGACGCUGACAUACUCGAAAAAGGUUUAUGCACAUUACCUUCCGCGCGUUUACUUCGUGAAUCUAUUUCACAAUAAGAGCAUAUUUAUGUCGUUUUGCUAACAUACUUAAUACGCUUCCCUUAUUUAGGCAAUAACGCACGAAAUGCAAUCAACAUAUCACUGUUGACGAGGCCCUUUCGAAGACGUCUGCGUAAACUCUGUGACGAGAUAAUGCCAAUUAUAUCUAAUACGCUUGUUUACAAAUAUAUUAAAUAUGCAUGCAUUUGAAGAGAUUUAAAUUAAUAUGUAUGUGCAUUACACCCGAUCAUGUAAAGAAUAUAUGUAUUACGGUAUUGUAAGGAAUCAUAUUUGUUCUAUUAAAAUGUAAAUUUGAUAUUUAUUGAGUGUUUUAGGAAUGUAA
This is a messenger RNA of Musca domestica (house fly), 7624 nucleotides long. It is a transcript of the gene Elk, whose product is annotated as potassium voltage-gated channel subfamily H member 8. Gene Ontology annotation, molecular function: voltage-gated potassium channel activity. Gene Ontology annotation, cellular component: membrane. The transcript has 16 exons. Lineage: Eukaryota; Metazoa; Arthropoda; Insecta; Diptera; Muscidae. The coding region runs from base 3604 to 7299 and encodes 1231 amino acids. Gene Ontology annotation, biological process: potassium ion transmembrane transport; regulation of membrane potential. The record is from RefSeq and is a predicted model, not a curated record.